AGGAGAAAAGUUCACCGGCUGCGCGCUUCACCAUGGCGGCCAAAGAGCUGCACGACUCCUCCGAGUCGGACUUCGAGGCGGACCCGGUCCGCGCGCCGGGCGGCGGGGCUCCGGCCGGGCCCGUGUCCGGCUCGCAGGUCAUCCACAGCGGACACUUCAUGGUGUCGUCGCCUCACAGCGACUCGGCGGCGCGCCGGAGGAAGAGCGGCGGGUCUCGGACCUACGACUUCGACACGGUGAACCGGAGGUGGUGCCAGACGUACCGGUACGGGCCGCUGAGCUCCGGCAGCCUCAGCAUCGACCCCACGCUCACCCGGCUCUUCGAGUGCAUGUCGCUGGCCUACAGUGGGAAGAUCGUUUCACCCAAGUGGAAGUCUUUCAAAGGCCUGCGGCUGCUGUGGAGGGAUAAGAUCCGUCUGAAUAACGCCAUCUGGAGGGCUUGGUUCAUUCAGUAUGUGGAGAAGAGGAAGAACCCUGUGUGUGGGUUCGUCACGCCGCUGGAGGGCUCCGAGGCCGACGCUCACCGAAAGCCUGAAGCCAUCAUUUUAGAGGGCAGCUACUGGAAGCGGAGGAUCGAGGUGGUGAUCAAGGAGUAUCACAAGUGGAGGAUUUACUAUAAGAAAAGGCUCCAGAAGAAGAAGGAUGACAUUCUGUCGAUGCUGCAGGAGGGUCCGAUCUGUCAGACCAAGUUGGACAAACGCUUCAACCAGACCUACCAGGAGCCCGAGGCCGCCCCGGUGGAGGCCCACAUGUUCGACCUGGACUGCCUGCUGUCCGACAUCUCCGACACCCUGUUCACCAUGACGCAGAAACCCUGUCCCUGGGCCAGCGACCGGCACAACACGUACACCAGCAAUGCCGACAUCAUUCAGCCGGGCCUGACUCCUCUGCAGCCCAACCUGGACGACUUCAUGGACAUACCAGAUAUCUUCAUCAACUAUCGAGGCCAGCCCACGGAGCAGACUGAUUUUGCUGACUGUGGCUAUUUCGAGAGCUCAUCUGGCAGCGCGUUCGCCGCAGCUCCCUCCCCCGUGGUAACAGCUCCUCCGCUCCUGAUCAACACGCAGCUGGCUCAGCCGAAUCUGUCCGCCGACAGCCUGCCCCAGCCCUCCACGUCCAACCCGAGGCCGGACCAGACCAGGCCGGGCCCGGACUGCAGUCAGUUCCACUCGUCCGGCAUCAUGCCGUACGGACAGUCGUACCACAAUGCUCCCGCUUCUGCGGUGUUCGCCGGCGGCGGCGAGCAGCCGGCGUCCGCCGGCGCACCUUUCCUCUACCCGCUGCCGUGUCACAAGUUCGGCUACUACACGACGACCAGCGUGACCUCCACCGUCAUCACUCACACCGCCUCCACCGGGGGCGCGCACGGCUCCGCGCACCACGCUCACGGCUACUCCCAGGCGGGGGACACGUACUCGCAGACCCCCGCCCCCUCCCUGACCUACCCGCCUGUGGUGUCCGACCCGGUCCACGCCGCUCUGCCCCCCGUCACGGCGGCGCACUGCUUCUCGGUGCCCGAGCAGGUGGCGGGCACGGCCGUCCGAGGGAAGCACAAGCAGAAGACAGGCGGAGCCAGGACGGCGGGUCCCUCCUCGGCCCCCCCAGACCCCCGGAUCGCUGCCCCCGUGCCCACCAGCUGCCUGGCUAAGCUGCUCUCCUCCAGCGCCCACGAGCGAAAGCCAGCGCUGGGCUUUGAUGCUGCUCUGGUGACAGUCAAAGGUCAGAGGUCAACGUCUCCCAGCCCCUCAAUAAGCAGCGGUGAUCACGGCCCCGGAGUGAUGCCGCAGCUGCAGCACGGACCAGUCUGGCCUUCAGGGAUCCCCGUGCUGACCCCCCCGCACGGCCACGGCGGGCCUCACAGCAGCUCCUCCAGGGGCUCCGCCGUGUCGGUGCUGCUCACCCAGGGCUCCACGCACAACGCCACAACCCUCCUCGUCCCCAAGACUGAGAAGCUGUCGCCCGUCCAUCUGUACGGCGCCGACCGGAGCAGCCUCAACGUGAAUUUUCCACUACAUCCAGGCCAAACGUCACCACCAAACCCUUUAGAUAAAGCCUCCAACCCCGAGUCUCCACUCUCAGGUUUCUCAGGGCACGGAAAGCUCGACUCCAGUAAGCAAACGGAGACCAGGAGGAUAACUCACAUCUCGGCUGAGCAGAAGCGGCGUUUCAACAUCAAACUGGGAUUUGACACUUUACAUAACCUUGUGACAACACUCAGCUCUCAGCCGAGCAUAAAGAUCAGCAAAGCCACCACGCUGCAGAAGACGGCCGUGUACAUCAGUAAGAUGCAGCAGGAGAGAGCUCAGCUGCACGAGGAGGCUCAGAGGCUCCGGGACGAGAUCCAGCUCCUCAACUCCGCCAUCAACGCGUGCCAGCAGCAGCUUCCAGCCACCGGCGUCCCCAUCACACGGCAGCGCUUCGACCUCAUGAGGCAGAAGUUCAGAGAGUACGUCCGAGCACAGACUCUGCAGAACUGGAAGUUCUGGAUCUUCAGUAUCAUCAUCGAGCCGCUGUUUGAGUCCUAUAAUGGGAUGGUGUCCACUGCCAGCGUAGAAGACCUGUGUCGGUCCACUCUGUCCUGGCUGGACCAGCACUGCUCUCUUCCUGCGCUCAGACCCAUGGUCCUGAGUUCACUCCGCCUCCUGAGUACCACCACAGCCAUCCUGACAGACCCCGGCUCUCUGCCCGAGCAGGCCACACUGGCUGUCACCCAGGGCGACCCCGCCACCGGCCCGGACCACUCCUUACAGCCCACCACUCGUCAGUAACGCCUGCUUUCAACACAGACUGAGGGGAGGGUUUACUGGAACUCAUAAGAAGAUGCAGGAAACCCCAAACCUGUGGAAAUGUUUAAAAAAAGGACUAUUUUCAUCCUACAGACUGUUAAUAAUGUUUAAUUGUUUUCCAAUAAAACUGAAAAGUUU
Messenger RNA from Salarias fasciatus (jewelled blenny), 2924 nucleotides. It is a transcript of the gene mlxipl, whose product is annotated as MLX interacting protein like. NCBI's taxonomy places the organism in Eukaryota, Metazoa, Chordata, Actinopteri, Blenniiformes, Blenniidae. Gene Ontology annotation, biological process: regulation of transcription by RNA polymerase II. Gene Ontology annotation, cellular component: nucleus. The record is from RefSeq and is a predicted model, not a curated record. The transcript is spliced from 17 exons. Gene Ontology annotation, molecular function: RNA polymerase II cis-regulatory region sequence-specific DNA binding; DNA-binding transcription factor activity, RNA polymerase II-specific; protein dimerization activity. Bases 33 to 2768 code for a protein of 911 amino acids.